Messenger RNA from Astrephomene gubernaculifera, 384 nucleotides. The record is from the annotation of a GenBank genome assembly. Lineage: Eukaryota; Viridiplantae; Chlorophyta; Chlorophyceae; Chlamydomonadales; Astrephomenaceae.
GUGCGUUGUGAUUCCAAGUUUUCCAGUGGCAGCAACGGCGGCGGCGGCGCAGGUGCAGCUGCUGCUAACGGUAACGGCGGUAACGGCAACGGUCACAACAACGGUGCCGGCGGCGCCCCAUGCGGUUGGCGGACCUACCAGCAGGCCUUCAUGUCGGACGGCAGCCGGCUGUGCCUCAACUGCUCGAAACCGGUUCCGGACUGCAGCCUGCCUCCCGCCUCCCACCUGGACAACACGGACUACCUCUUCUGCGACCCCGCCUGCGAGACCCGCUACUACGUCAAGGCCUCUGGCAGCGCGCUGCGCCGCACGCUAGCCCGGCUGGAGCACGGCGUGUGCCAGAUGUGCGGGCUGGACUGCGCCAACCUGGUACGACAGCUGCAG